Molecule: messenger RNA, 839 nt
Organism: Lampris incognitus (smalleye Pacific opah)
Lineage: Eukaryota; Metazoa; Chordata; Actinopteri; Lampriformes; Lampridae
Gene: myl10
Product: myosin, light chain 10, regulatory
Exons: 7
Coding region: 220-669 (149 amino acids)
Cellular component (GO): mitochondrion; cytoplasm
Molecular function (GO): calcium ion binding
Source: RefSeq, a predicted model, not a curated record
CUACGGGGGUCUUGAAAGGUCUCGUCAAAGAUGCUGAGCGGGAGUCCAUCUCAGCUUAUGCUAGCAGAUUGAACUCUCAAAUCCAUACCGGAAUUGAAGGCAAUGCAGCAGCAGUUGGUCUUCACUUCGACAGGCACAAUUUACACAUUUACUAGAUGAUUACAGGCACCGAAGAAGGCUAAGAAGAAGACAGCUGAAGCUAGCUCUAAUGUGUUCAGCAUGUUUGAGCAGGCACAGAUCCAGGAGUUCAAGGAGGCCUUCACGAUCAUGGACCAGAACAGAGAUGGCUUCAUAGACAAGGGUGACCUGAGAGACACGUAUGCUGCUCUGGGCCGCCUCAACGUCGGCAACGAUGAGUUGGACGAGAUGAUGAAGGAGGCCCCAGGUCCCAUCAACUUCACCAUCUUCCUGGCUAUGUUCGGCGAGAAGCUGAAAGGCACCGACCCGGAGGAAACCAUUCUUAACGCCUUCAAGAUCUUCGACGUGGAGGGAACGGGUGUCCUAAAAGGAGACGAAAUUAAAUACUACCUCAUGUCCCAGGCAGACAAGUUCACCGAGGAUGAGGUCAACCAAAUGUUUGUUAACUUCCCCCUGGAUGUUGCUGGCAACCUGGAUUACAAAAACCUGUGUUAUGUUAUCACCCAUGGAGAGGAGAAGGAACCGGAAUGAAGGAGCCAAUCACAACCCUCAAAUCCCCCAUCAGCCAUCUGGGACUGUCCAUCAUACCUUGUCAUCCCACACGUCACAUAUCCCCUCCCUCUACUCUCAGCCCUCGAAAUAAAAAUAAUAAAAUAAAAACUACAAAAAUCACACAAAUCAAGUGUUGUGCAAUGCUACGA